CACAGCUGUGUUGUGCAGCAGAGGCGCUGCGAGAGAGGGGAGAGCGGCCACACAAGCCGGACUGCCCGCACCUCUGUUAUUUCAUUCCAUUGGACACACUGCGGCCGGAGUAUGGCUGACCCCGCAGCCUGCGAGCCUGGGGAGGACACCACCACCCGCUUUGCCAGGAAGGGGGCUCUGCGGCAGAAGAAUGUGCAUGAGGUGAAGGAGCACAAGUUCACAGCCCGCUUCUUCAAGCAGCCCACCUUCUGCAGCCACUGCACCGACUUCAUCUGGGGUUUUGGCAAACAGGGAUUCCAGUGUCAAGUUUGCUGUUUCGUGGUGCACAAGCGGUGUCAUGAGUUUGUCACGUUUUCCUGCCCGGGCGCAGAUAAAGGGCCAGCAUCUGAUGACCCCCGCAGCAAACACAAGUUCAAAAUUCACACGUACUCCAGCCCGACGUUCUGUGACCACUGCGGCUCAUUGCUGUACGGCCUCAUUCACCAGGGGAUGAAAUGUGAAACCUGCAUGAUGAAUGUCCACAAGCGCUGCGUAAUGAACGUGCCAAGUCUGUGUGGCACCGACCACACCGAGCGAAGAGGAAGGAUACACAUCAAGGCGGAGAUCCGCGAGGAAGUACUGACAGUCACUGUCGGGGAUGCGAGAAACCUAGUUCCAAUGGACCCAAAUGGACUGUCUGACCCGUACGUAAAGCUAAAGCUCAUCCCAGACCCAAAGAGCGAGAGCAAACAAAAGACCAAGACUAUCAAGUGUUCCCUGAACCCAACCUGGAAUGAGAGCUUUAAAUUCCAGCUGAAGGAGUCCGAUAAAGAUCGCAGGCUGUCCGUGGAAAUCUGGGACUGGGACUUAACCAGUAGGAAUGAUUUCAUGGGGUCCCUGUCGUUUGGUAUCUCGGAGCUACUGAAGGCCGGCGUAGACGGUUGGUUCAAGUUGCUCAGCCAAGAGGAGGGAGAAUACUUUAACGUACCUGUGCCACCUGAAGGAGAAGAAGGCAACGAAGAGCUACGCCAGAAGUUUGAGAGAGCUAAAAUUGGCCCCGGGACCAAAGCCGUUGAAGAGAAAGUGGUGAACCCAAUGCCCAAGGUGGACAACAAUGGAACCAGGGACCGUAUGAAAGUGUCAGACUUUAACUUCCUAAAGGUUCUGGGGAAAGGCAGCUUUGGGAAGGUGAUCCUGGCAGAGAGGAAAGGAACAGAUGAGCUCUAUGCAAUAAAGAUCCUGAAGAAGGACGUGGUGAUUCAGGAUGAUGAUGUUGAGUGCACAAUGGUAGAGAAGAGGGUCUUGGCUCUGUCUGGGAAGCCCCCAUUCCUCACUCAGCUGCACUCCUGUUUCCAGACAAUGGAUCGCCUUUACUUUGUCAUGGAGUACGUCAAUGGUGGAGACCUCAUGUACCAGAUCCAGCAGGUCGGCCGAUUCAAGGAACCACAUGCAGUAUUCUACGCAGCAGAGAUAGCCAUCGGCCUGCUAUUCCUGCACAGCAAAGGCAUCGUGUAUAGGGACCUCAAGCUGGAUAACGUCAUGCUGGAUUCAGAGGGACACAUAAAGAUCGCAGACUUCGGCAUGUGUAAGGAGAACAUGUGGGACGGGGUAACGACAAAGACCUUCUGCGGCACGCCAGACUACAUAGCGCCCGAGAUUAUAGCUUACCAGCCUUACGCCAAGUCAGUGGAUUGGUGGGCAUUCGGGAUCCUUCUUUACGAGAUGUUAGCCGGGCAGGCUCCGUUCGAAGGGGAAGAUGAGGAUGAGUUAUUCCAGUCCAUCAUGGAGCAUAAUGUAGCAUAUCCCAAAUCAAUGUCCAAGGAAGCUGUGGCCAUCUGUAAAGGGCUGAUGACAAAGCAUCCUGGGAAGCGGCUGGGCUGUGGCCCAGAGGGGGAGCGAGACAUUAAGGACCAUGCCUUUUUCCGAUACAUAGACUGGGAGAAGCUGGAAAGGAACGAGAUCCAACCCCCCUACAAGCCAAAGGCGAAGGACAGGAAGGACACCUCUAAUUUUGACAAGGAGUUCACCCGCCAGCCCGUCGAGCUCACCCCCACCGACAAACUCUUUAUCAUGAACCUGGAUCAAAAUGAGUUUGCCGGAUUCUCCUACGUCAACCCAGAGUUUGUGAUCGUCGUGUAGGAUGAGCUCGCGUUCCCUGGGACCUAGUGGUAAGACUUAGUCUUCACAUGGACAAAACCUUGAUCGUGAGUGGGACUCACAGGCCGGAUGCUACCAAGGAUCGCUUUGGUGUUGCUGGAGAGUCAUGGCGAGCAGGUUCUUCUGCUAGUGGGAAGGUUGUACAUGGUUUGCUUUUAAUCUAUGUUUUAAACUCAUUUUUUGACACAAUGAUGGUAUUAGAUACGUUGGAAGUUUUGUUCUGACCCCAAAAUGCUUGAAUAUCUUAAUCGUUAGACACAUUGGCCAGGUAGACUAUGUGAGCCAUUGUUGACCCUCAAUGCAUUAGCUCUCAAAAUGGCUUCUACUAAUGCUAUGGCCACAAGCAGGCAUUCAUUCUCCUCCAUAUUAACAGUCAUUGUACAAACCUGGAGUUUCUUCUCCUAUUUAGGCAUUUCAUUGCUCCCAUCUAGCAGAACCAAUCCCAUUAUCUGAGACAGCUUGUCCUAUCUUAGAGAGUUCAAAAGAAUGUAAUAUUUCAAUUCAAAUGAGCCUGACGGAUGGACUUACAAUGUCAUUCUCCCAGGUUCUCUACUACAAAACAGAUAGACCAAGGUUUGACCCCAUGGUGGGACUAUGUGAGACCAAUCAGAUUAGGCUCCAUUUGUACUAAAUACCUAUCUGUUUGCACUACCAGGCACCAUGAUUUGCUGAUGCAUAAGCUCUCAGAGUGGCAUCCAUUCUGCCAUGACUAGGUAUCCUGAGGCACCCUUGUACUCUUGUGGAGAUAAAACUCCCAGCUUUACCCAUAAGGCAGCAGAUGGAUUCUGGGAGAGGUAGCUAUGCAAGAGUGAUAGUACCCUGGUUGCCCAUUGGUUUUAAAUAUUCAAUACAUGUUUUGAACCGUAGGGCAGCACCUCAGAGAUCUUCUCCAACUCCAGGUCUGGGAUAAUGAUCUACAUUAUGGCAUUGUAGAGAACUCCAAUAAGAGUCAGUUAAUAUUACAUUUAGUAAGGGCCCCACUGCUUAAGCAGUCUCAUUGCAACCAUCAUAGACGACCUUAACCCAGGGGUCCUCCUCAAACUUCUGACCCAAGGGGCUGUAUCAAGGGCAGGACCGCCAUCAACAGCCCCCCCCCAGCAGCGGCGGCGGCAAAAUGUGGCCCAAACUUGUCUCAUUUCCCCCCAACCCCUUCCUCUCUCUCCACUGCCAGGGGUAAGGACGCAGCGGGGGGCCGGGUAAAUUCCCCCGGUGGGCCGGAUCUGGCCCGCGGGCCGUAGUUUGAGGGCCGCUGCCUUAACCCAUUCCAGAACCAGGAAUUAAAAAAGGCUAGGGUCAGUUAUUAAAUUGUUUAAGUUUGGGAUGUGCAACCUGCAACCCACCUGCUGUUGUUGAGGGCGUAUAUACUGGCAAUAUCUAGUAACUGGCACACAGUUCGUCUCUUGUACUUUUAUUUAAGUUCUUAAAUGCCAGCAAUGGGUCCUACCCAAUUCCACACGUGUUUCAGUAAAUGCCACCACCUCUCCCUGCAAUAAUGACAAUUUUAAGCUGUUCUGCUUCUAUUGAGGCAUCAUAAUUCGGCCCCAUAACAGCCGCCACCCAUCUUCUUCUUUACACAUGAUAGGAGGGAUAAGGAGAGGUGCAAAAACACCUUUAAUAUGUGAUCAUCUGCUUCUUUGUGAAAUGCAAAUGUGCUCCGUGCUGCAGGUAAAUAUGAUACACGCUCUGUUCUGCACAGCAAAAUACAUUCCUUAUGGCAAGAGAGGCCUCUCUAUUGAUUUAAUACAUGGUUUUGUUGUGUACACUGGCACCGUUUGAUUGGCAGAGGGAGUAGGCAUUAUUUACUCAUCCCAUGGGGGCAAGUGUUCACAAAAUGGCAGCUCUUAGUGCCCGUAGGAUUUGUACAGUCUGAAUGUUACCCUGAAUCCAGAGCAAAUUGCAAAGCACAGAGAGAUGGACACGGUGCAGCCGACUGGGGUCCCACUGGGCACUCACUAGGUUGCACAACUGAAUGACAAGGAAGCUAUGGGGCACCCAUGGAAAUGCCCAUGUACUCCCCCAGCCAGCCCUUCUUGCAUUGAGCUCUAUAGAAUGCAGGCAGACUGUACCCCUGAGAAUAGCGCAGGUCUUUGUGCUCUAUUCUGGUGCAAAGACAUCCCACUAGGGUGCUAAUUAUGUACAUGAAA
Xenopus tropicalis (tropical clawed frog) is the source of this 4280-nucleotide messenger RNA. It is a transcript of the gene prkcb, whose product is annotated as protein kinase C beta. The record is from RefSeq and is a predicted model, not a curated record. NCBI's taxonomy places the organism in Eukaryota, Metazoa, Chordata, Amphibia, Anura, Pipidae. Gene Ontology annotation, biological process: chromatin remodeling; positive regulation of DNA-templated transcription. The transcript is spliced from 17 exons. Gene Ontology annotation, cellular component: membrane; nucleus; cytoplasm. The coding region runs from base 112 to 2118 and encodes 668 amino acids. Gene Ontology annotation, molecular function: protein serine kinase activity; kinase activity; protein serine/threonine kinase activity.